Messenger RNA from Phaedon cochleariae (mustard beetle), 1191 nucleotides. NCBI's taxonomy places the organism in Eukaryota, Metazoa, Arthropoda, Insecta, Coleoptera, Chrysomelidae. The record is from the annotation of a GenBank genome assembly.
AUGUUUCCUGGUUGUAUUCGAUCGGCCUGUAAAACAAAUAUCUUAUCCAAAAAAACUUUAGGUGUCUUUUUAAAAAAUACUUAUGCCAGUGAAGCAACUUUUGAAACAAAACCAUGUAGGUUACACAAACUUGAUCAAUCCCCUUCUACAACAGUCACCUUGACAAAAGAGGAUGCCAUCAAGCUGUACACCCAAUUACAUACCAUUAGGCGUAUGGAAACCUCAGCUGGGAACCUUUACAAGGACAAAACCAUAAGAGGAUUCUGUCAUCUUUACUCUGGUCAGGAGGCCGUUGCGGUGGGGAUUAAAGCCGCCCUGCGCCCCCACGACGGCGUCAUCACCGCCUACAGGGCGCACGGCUGGUCGUACCUGAUGGGCGUGAGUCCGGUGGGCGUAUUGGCGGAGCUAUGCGGCAGGCAGCAGGGCUGCGCCAGGGGCAAGGGCGGGUCUAUGCACAUGUAUUCAGAGAACUUUUACGGAGGGAACGGGAUCGUCGGAGCUCAGGUACCUUUGGGCGUGGGCAUAGCCCUGGCAGCCAAAUACAAGGGCACUGACGGCGUGUGCGUAGCUUUAUACGGCGACGGCGCCGCCAAUCAGGGCCAAGUGUUCGAGGUGUACAACAUGGCCAAGUUGUGGAACAUCCCGUGUAUCUUCGUGUGCGAGAACAACGGUUACGGCAUGGGCACCAGUUCGGCUAGGGCGGCAGCCGACACGAACUUUUACUCGCGGGGCGACUACGUGCCCGGCCUGUGGGUGGACGGCAUGGACGUUUUGGCGGUACGCGAGUGCUUCCGGUACGCGGUGGAGUACUGCGGGCAGGGCAAGGGGCCGCUGGUCAUCGAGGCUGCCACUUACAGGUAUUCUGGCCAUUCAAUGUCUGAUCCUGGCACAAGUUACAGGACCAGAGAUGAAAUUCAAGAAGUCCGACAAACCAGAGAUCCCAUCACUUCAUUCAAAGAAAAAAUAAUUUCCUCCAACCUCGUCACUGCCGAAGAAAUCAAGAAAAUUGAUGGAGAAAUAAGAGCCAUCGUCGAUGACGCUACCAAAAAGUCUCUGGCUGACCAAGAAAUCGGUCUGGAUGAGUUGCCAGCCGACAUUUACUGCAAUAAUUUGGAGGGAAAAAUCAGAAACAUCGACCCGUUUACACACCUGGCGCACAAAAGAGUCGGGCCUGCCGUCAAUGCGCAGUAA